AUGACGCGAUUGGAUAAGGCCCAGCGGGAGAAUCCACAGGGCUCUGCACCGUUUCGGGAUCGGAACAAGCAGACUUCCUCGGAGAACAGCCUUCUUGCCCAGGGUGACGGCUAUCUCAGGCCCUUGCUGAGCCUUUCCACGGGCGAGGUGAUCGAGCAUUUCCCGUCCCGGGCGGAGGAUGUGGCCAGUCUCUCGUCUGCCCAAGUCAAUCGUAUCCUGGUGGAGUUGAAGCUCGACACAGAUGGGAGUCUGAAGCGGCGAAGGCGUAGGUUAUUGCUCGCUUGUGGCGUCACGCAUCCAGUUUUGUAG
Molecule: messenger RNA, 309 nt
Organism: Hirsutella rhossiliensis
Lineage: Eukaryota; Fungi; Ascomycota; Sordariomycetes; Hypocreales; Ophiocordycipitaceae
Exons: 3
Coding region: 1-309 (102 amino acids)
Source: RefSeq, a predicted model, not a curated record